Cololabis saira (Pacific saury) is the source of this 4841-nucleotide messenger RNA. RefSeq names its product lysine (K)-specific demethylase 4A, genome duplicate b (gene kdm4ab). NCBI's taxonomy places the organism in Eukaryota, Metazoa, Chordata, Actinopteri, Beloniformes, Belonidae. The transcript has 23 exons. Gene Ontology annotation, biological process: chromatin remodeling. The record is from RefSeq and is a predicted model, not a curated record. The coding region runs from base 162 to 3650 and encodes 1162 amino acids. Gene Ontology annotation, cellular component: nucleus. Gene Ontology annotation, molecular function: histone H3K9 demethylase activity; histone H3K36 demethylase activity.
CAAUGGAGGCUUGUGGUUUAGUGACAGCAGGCUCGGCUAGCAGGCUGCGUGUUCUCUGUAAUGUUACCUGCCGCCGCCGCCAUUGAUUACCAGCUAUUUGCAAUACAAGGCACAGCGUACAACACGACUAAGAGCAGGCGGAGUCACCACCGAGAUUAAGGAUGGCAUCAGACACGUUUUCCCACAACCAUGGUUCCAAAGGGAUCAUGACGUUCUACCCCACAGUGGAGGAGUUCAAGAAUUUCAGCCGGUACAUUGCGUAUAUUGAGUCCAAGGGAGCACAUUUUGCAGGCUUGGCAAAAAUUGUUCCUCCAAAGGAAUGGAGGCCUCGAGGUUCUUAUGACGACAUAGACGAUUUGGUGAUUCCAGCACCCAUUCAGCAGGUGGUGACGGGCCAGUCAGGCCUUUUCACUCAGUACAACAUUCAGAAGAGGUCCAUGACUGUCAGAGAAUUUAGAAAGAUUGCCAACAGUGACAAGUUCUGUAGCCCACAUUAUGAUGAUUUUGAGGAGCUUGAAAGGAAAUACUGGAAGAAUGUCACAUUUAACCCUCCCAUAUAUGGGGCGGAUGUUAAUGGAAGCUUGUAUGAACCGCAUAUCAAAGAGUGGAAUAUUUGCCACUUGGAUACCAUCUUGGACACUGUGGAACGUGACAGCGGCAUCACCAUUGAGGGUGUCAACACACCAUACUUGUAUUUUGGCAUGUGGAAGACCACCUUUGCAUGGCACACCGAGGACAUGGAUCUCUACAGCAUCAACUACUUGCAUUUCGGAGAGCCCAAAUCAUGGUACUGCGUCUCCCCAGAACAUGGAAAAAGACUGGAGCGUCUGGCCACAGGGUUUUUUCCUGGUAGUGCUCAAAAUUGUGAAGCGUUUUUAAGGCACAAGAUGACCCUUAUAUCUCCAUCCAUACUGAAGAAAUACGGCAUUCCGUUUGAAAAGAUUACUCAGAAGGCUGGCGAGUUCAUGAUCACGUUUCCUUACGCCUAUCAUGCUGGGUUCAAUCACGGGUUCAACUGUGCAGAGUCCACCAACUUUGCUACGGAGAGGUGGAUUGAAUACGGCAAGCAGGCGGUUUUGUGCUCCUGUCGCAAAGAUAUGGUGAAGAUUUCCAUGGAUGUGUUCGUUAAGAAAUUCCAGCCAGAUCGCUAUGAACAGUGGCUCCGAGGACGAGACAACACACCCAUCAACCACUCGCGGCCUACCCCUGAAGCCAAGGAGUUUUUGAAGGAUACCGUUUCUGACAUGAGCUGUAGCAGCAACAGUAGCUGUGGGGAAGAUGGAGAGAGGAAGAGCACACAUAGGAUAGAAACUAAAAGACACCGGGUGUGUCUGGAAGUGCCAGACGAGGUUGUUCCCAAGGAUGAAGACGAUGCGGUGCAGUACGGAAAGCGCCCCAGGCUGAGCCUCAUACCCCCACGGACUAUUGUACAAGACGGCAAGAAAAACAAAGGUCCACCAAAGCUGGUUGUGACGCCGACCAAGCUCACGCUGAUGGAUCCGUUUCACAGGAGUUUGACCCACAGUAACAGCGACGGAGGCCGUACGCCUCAUUAUACCAAAACCCGAGCGCCUGCAAUCUCGUCUCAGUCGAAUCACAGAAACGGACAUCUCUCGGUUUCCGUGACGCCUACGUGGACGGAUGCCGCCGCUCAACCCGUCCGCAAAAUGGGCGUGGCCAGCCUGCUCUUCCACAGAACUCUGAGUCCCAAAGACACUCUCCAGGUGCACAGCUACACGCUGGAGAAGCAGCGGCAGCCGCACACGCAGCUGCAGGUCCACAGCUACGCCAGAGAGCACCAGCCCCGCCUCCUCCCGAUCAAAACCUGCUCGCACACAGAGGUCCGGCCGUCGGAGCCCCGGCCCGACUCUACAAUCAUACAUGCGAACGUGGGAGGAAGGGAUUCAGAAGCACACAGUCCUGUGGUGCCGGAUCAAGAUGAGGACCAGUUAAAAAUAAUGAUACCUGUUGGAGGUCCAGAUGAACUCGACCCAACAUGCCUGUCUUCUCCCCACCGGAUUCAAACACACCAAGCCUUCAGCCAAGCAGAGAUGGACGCUUCAAAAAACAAGCGAAAGUGUAACCAAUGUCCACUAGUGGACAACGGCUUUACCCUCCUGAAAGACGCCAUUUCUGUCAGAAAACCAGUGCACGAUGAAAUAAAGGUGAUUCCUCAGAAUCAUCAUCAGGUGUCGCAGGAGCAGUCCUACUGCAAGUCAGUGGCAAAGAAAGAGCAGGAGGCACAGCUCUGCAAGCUGCCUCGCCAUCACCCGCUGUUCAGAGAGGUGCACAGCGAUGAAGAGGCGUGUGUAGAUGUGGAAGUUGACCAGGAAGAGAAAGAAGAGUGGGCAAAGCCUCUGACCCCGCUGUGGCAGAGUCGGCCAUUUAACCCCGAGGCAGAGAGGGAGUAUAACAAACGCAUGGGCCAGGAGGCCCCGUACUGCUCCAUCUGCCUCAUCUUCCACACCUACCAUCAGUCGGAGUCCAGCACCGGGAGUUCGGAUGUGAUCUUGGUGAACAAGCCCAGAGGUCGCCAGUGGUCCAAACCGCUCAUCCCAGAAAUGUGUUUCAACACCCAGUCCAGCAGGACCAAUGACAGCGGACAGGGACAGCUGUCGCAUCCUCACGUAGCCGAGGACGGGACCAGCCGGCUGGUCAGCUGUUCCCAGUGCUGCGUCCGUGUACAUACGAGUUGCUACGGCGUUUCUGGGGACGGAGCGGAGCUGGACGAGUGGCUGUGCGCCCGCUGUGAGGUCGACGCCAUCACUGAGGACUGCUGCCUGUGUUCUCUGAGGGGGGGGGCUCUGCAGAGGGCCAACAACGACAAGUGGGUUCACGUGCUGUGUGCCAUCACCGUGCUGGAAGCUCGCUUCGUGGACGUCGCACAGCGGAGUCCCGUGGACCUCUCUGCCAUCCCUCUGCCGCGGUUCAGACUGAAAUGUGCCUACUGCAGGAAGCGGAUGAAGAGGGAAGUGAAGGGCUGCUGUGUCCAGUGCUCCCACGGCCGCUGCUCCACGGCGUUUCACCCCACAUGCGCUCAAGCGGCCGGCGUCCUCAUGCACCCGGAUGACUGGCCGUUCAUAGUUUUCAUCACCUGCCACAGACACAGAGCUCCAGCCAUACCUGAGCGCAACAAAUCUUCCAUGAGGGAGUUGGCAAAGGGCCAGAGGGUGAUCUGCAAGUACAAGAACGGCCGCUACUACCACAGUGAAGUAGUGGAGCUGACCACCGCCACCUUCUACGAAGUGGUGUUCGACGACGGCUCGUACAGCAACAACCUCUUCCCCGAGGACAUCGUGAACCGCGACUGCGUCCACCUCGGCCCGCCUUCUGAAGGUGAAGCUGUUCAGGUGCGAUGGACGGACGGGCUGAUCUAUGGAGCCAAGUUCAUAACGUCCCACUCCAUCCCCAUGUACAUGGUGGAGUUUGAGGAUGGAUCACAAAUCUCAGUAAAGAGAGAAGAGAUCUACACUCUCGAUGAGGAUUUACCUAAAAGAGUGAAGUCGCGCAUGUCGGUGGCGUCGGACAUGCGCUUCAAGCUCUUCACCCAGAGCGAGGUCAAACAGAACUCCAAGCGGCAGCGGGUCAUCAACUCCCGGUACAGAGAGGACUACAUCGAGCCCGUCAUCUACCGCACCAUCAUGGAAUGAAGUUCCCCCGCGAGCUCCGUUUCUCCAGCGUUUCCUGCUCCUCCCGUUCUUCCACCACCUCUCAGGCUCCGCUUUUCUAAGCUACAGCUCGGACCCGAGAGGAUUUGGGAUUUCUUAUAUCUUCAUUUUUCCAUCACACAUCAAUUCCCCUUUUCACGUCACUCUGUAGUUUCCUUUUCUCAGGAAGAAGCCAUCAGAGAAUAAUAAAAAAUGCUCGACCAUGGACUAUCAAACUGGGGCUGUUUUGGUUUUGCUGCCGUAUCUAACGGACGACCGAUGUGCUACUGUCUUAAGUUAUUCACAAUAACGAAGAAAAAGAAGUUCCAGCUCCUCUAUUUUAACUGACCCAAGCAGCCGUCUGACUCAGAGGUUCAUGUUCAGUUGAAAUCCCAAAGAACUGCACAUCACCAGACUGUUUUAAACAACUUUUCAGACUGUACUAGAAGUACCCUCGUGUGGGGGUUCACCUUCACGCAGCGGCGUCGCCGUGCAUCGACUGAGCGGAUCCACGACGCGUUUUAUAAGCCCGAGUCCACGUUUUCAAAGGGCCAAGCAUUAGGUUUUCUUCCGUGAUGACUGUUGUAAAUAAUAUUGCUACAUUUUAUUUAAGCAAGUGCAUAAAUUUUGAUGGAAAAAAAAAACCCGACAUAUUUUUGUCACAUCCUUUUUCAGGCUCAGAUUUAGGACUAUUUAUUAUAUGAUGGAUUUUCAAGCGUGUUUGAGUUUGGAGGCUCGACACUGACCCGCUUGUGGUUCCUCCUGAAACGGUUCCUCCUGAAACGGUUCCUCCUGAAACCGCGCCACUCAACGGGUUCCUCCUGUCGCGGGAUAUUUAGCAUUCGUGGUCUCCAACAGGUCUGGAUUUCAUUGUGUUUUUGAAGUUAGCUCUAGAGAACAGGAUUUCAGGUCAUAGCUCGAUCGCCCGCCAUCCUGCGCCCAGGCAGAGGAGUUUGUCCUCACAUUUAGUCCCUUGUACCUGCUUGAAAUCGGUCUUGUGUAGAAGGGUAGGUAAAGUGGCUGACAUCUCCGUAGGUUCAACGGUGCAGAAACCUUUUAAGCUAUAGUCAAACAUGAAUUGUUUUCUUUUUUUUCUUUUUUUUUUUUCCUGCUUUUGCCUCCAAGGCAGCGGUAAGCCUGUGCACUCUUUGUAAAUGUUAACUGAGUAAAGUUUGGGUAAAAAAAAAAGAAAAG